AGUCUUAACUGACAUCUUCUAAGGCGCAUGCGUGCAGCGACACCCGUUGUUUCUCCUUACUCUUUCCACUGAUGAAGAAACAAGGGUCUAUCGGGGCCGGCGGGGGCGGAGCUACUGACCGGCUCACCAAGCCCAGCUGUUUAAUCGUCUGCAGCGCCGUUACCGGGGGUGUCUCUGCGCAAUCCUUCUUGCACACCUUCACUCUCGCUAGUUCGGCCUUCAAUCUACAAGUCGCUUCUCCUGGGGGAAAGGCUCUCGAUUUUGUUGGUAUCAGUGAUGUAGACACAAGAUGGUUUCAAGAUUUCCAACUUAAGCCAUAUGCCAAUCCUGCAAGACUGGAGUCAAUAGAUGGAUCUCGCUAUUAUGCACUUUUGAUCCCACAUUGCCCUGGUGCUAUGACAGACUUGGCUAACAGCGGUUAUCUGGCCAGAAUUUUGCAGCACUUCAAAACAGAAAAAAAACCUAUAUGCGCCAUUGGGCAUGGGGUGACCGCCCUGUGCUGUGUAACCAAUGAUGAUAAAUCCUGGGCCUUUCAGGACUACAGCCUCACAGGGCCUUCUGUGUAUGAACUUGUCCGGCAGACAGAUUUUGUCAGCUUGCCGCUUAUCCUCGAAGACUUUGCUAAAGACUCUGGAGCAACAUUUAGUGCCAGUGAGCCGGACGCCGUGCACAUAGUCUUGGACAGGCAUCUGAUCACAGGACAGAAUGAAAACUCCACAAUGGCUGCAGUUCAGAAUCUGAUCCUGCUCUGCAAUGGAAGGAAAUAAAUGUGUUCUCUGUGGAUGGACCUAAGUGAAUCAGCAUUCCUCCUGUCCAUGUUCCUAUGCAGAAGACCCAGGGACACUUAUACAUGUGCUUUGUGAAUGAUCGUGAAGAGCACCCAAGAUGCCCACCCCUGCCUUGCCAUAAUGCUUUGAUUAUCCCAUUGCAUGAAGGGAGCAGAUAUAACAGCCAGGGUCCAUUAUGAUGAGGCACAUGGGCUAUCAUGGAAGCACUGAGAUCCUGCUAUUUGAUGGAGCCAUUGGCCAUGUAUUAGGUUACUUUAAUAUGCUGCACAUCGUGAAUGGUUUUACUUUGUAAGCUUGAAAUCCUUUGGUUCUCUUAAUCCCAUUUUUGAACCCCACAAGGAGCCAUUCAAGUCACUGUGAUCGCCUGCAGACCAUUUUCUGGGAUUUUGUAUUUGUAAAGGAUAUUUUUGUCCAUUGUCUGUUUUCAGUAAAAUGUCCUGUUCCCCCAGUAUGCUUUUUCCUGCACAUAUCCCAGCUGAGAUGACAGCCAUCUUUGUCACAUGUCCAUGAGAAUGUUUCUCCGGCGCACACCAGAAAAAGAUUUUCUCACAAGCAAAACCACCACAGCUACAACAGUGACACCGAGAACCAUGCCGAUUACUAUUGCUGCGUAGUUUGUAGUGGCUGAUGGAAAGAAAAAAAAAAUCAUAUGGUUAGAGAAGUUCUAAGUCAGACUUAUGCAGGCUGUACAAAUACAAUAAUUCUCAAAGUAAACAUGGCUGCCUUCUUUAUAAAACAGCGCCAC
Hyla sarda is the source of this 1533-nucleotide messenger RNA. It is a transcript of the gene GATD1, whose product is annotated as glutamine amidotransferase class 1 domain containing 1. The transcript is spliced from 8 exons. Bases 72 to 767 code for a protein of 231 amino acids. NCBI's taxonomy places the organism in Eukaryota, Metazoa, Chordata, Amphibia, Anura, Hylidae. The record is from RefSeq and is a predicted model, not a curated record.